This is a messenger RNA of Passer domesticus (house sparrow), 11534 nucleotides long. RefSeq names its product KIAA1549 like. The record is from RefSeq and is a predicted model, not a curated record. NCBI's taxonomy places the organism in Eukaryota, Metazoa, Chordata, Aves, Passeriformes, Passeridae. The coding region runs from base 213 to 4349 and encodes 1378 amino acids. The transcript has 21 exons.
GCGGGGCCGGCGCUGGCGGCGCCCAGAGCGCUUUGUGAGCGGGUGGAGAGCUCCGUUCCGCCGAGCCCGAGGGGCCGAGCAGCGCCGGCCCCGCGGCGUGCGGGCAGAGCCGCGGGCGGCAUGCGGGGCCCCCGCCCCGCCGCCUCCCGCCUGCGGAGCCGCCGCUCCCGAGCCCGGCCGGCGAUGGGCAGCGCUGCCCGCUGAGCGCGGCCAUGCGGCGGGCCGCGCCCGGCCCCGCGGGCGGCGGAGCGGGCCCGGCCGCGCUGCCUCCGCCGCUGCCGCCGCCGCUGCCGCUGCUGCUGCUGCUGCUGCUGCUGCUGGGGGUCACCGCGGCCGCGCUGCCCAGCGCCCGCGCCCAGCCGGGUGUCAGGCAACAGCAUGUCAAUGAUGCUCCUUCUACAGGAUCUUUUCCUAACUGGAGAUCUAUACUAUCACCAACACGGCCUUCCACAGAAACCAAGACUCCCUCAGUAGCUGAUCUUUCUCUUGGACAGACUUUGGAGAACGCAGACUUGCUUCAGAUGAUCAAAACAACGCUGACUGGCGCCCGUGCCAGGACUUUGGACCAGAUGCACCUGUCACCCUCCCUCUACCAAGGCAGUGGGAGCAGUGCACCCCAGGAACCCGCUGAGGUUUCAGCCGAGUCGCCUCUGAGGCCGUCGUCUCAAGAUGCAGAUGCUCUAACAGUGUUAUCUGGAGUAUCUUCUGGUGCAAUACCUACAGUAGAAACUUCAGAAGCAAAACCACUAACAAGAAAAUCAUCUCCAGCUUCACCAGUGCCAGCUUCUUCCUUCUUUUCUCUAGGCACUGAAAACACACCUUUGCCAUCCGUGAUGGCUCUAAGCACACCGAUCCUGACACUAACAAAAAAUAACACUGCCACGAAACUGACACCGGAUCUGAGCUCACUAGGAACACAGGCAGAUUUUCCUUUUGCAACAAGAAACACGACUGCCUCACCUCUGGACAUGCCAGCUCUGCUCAUAACCCCCAAGAGCAGCACGGUCACAGCUUCCACACUCGCACCCACAGCCCACGUACCAAGGCAGAUAGAAACAACAGUAACUGACACCCAGAAGUUCCCGAGCUCAGACAUCAGCAAAAGGCCAACCCCAUCCCCACUGACAAUGACAGCAGCUUUGACAUCUAUUACAGCAUCAGCGAAAACAACUAGGCUUCCCCCUCCUGCCGUGGAACUCAGCCCUGCUGCUCCCGACACCACGGCAGCAGCCGCUUUCGCUAACAUGACGGCAGCUCCCUCCCUGGAUUGCCGGCUCUCUGCCAACAUGAUGGUGAAGACAGUUCUGUUUCUGAACACAAGGAGGAUGAUGAUCAGCAAUGCCUUCAGGGAGAGUGUGAGAAAAGGCCUCAACCAAGUGCUGAGACAAGCUUUCAACCAGAAUGUCAGCGCUCAGGUUGAAAUCCUGGAGCAGUCGAGUAACCUGACGGUAGGUUACUACGUCACGCGGGGCAGGCUGGUUUUCACGCCGGCUGCGGUCGCUGAGAAGCUGCUCGCCUACGGCCUCGGCAACGCCACGGCGGACAUGAAACAGCACGUGCCACACCUGCAGGCCCUGGUGGCCCUGGCCCUGCCCUGGCAGCCCCUGCCCGCCUACCACUUCCAGCUGAAGACGGAGCUGCAGUUUGUGGGUCAAACAGACAAUAUUCAGUCAUGCAAAUUUGUUCAGACCAUGGAACAGCGGCUCCAGAGAGCAUUUCAGGAUGCUGAAAGAAAGGUCCUAAACACCAGCAACAACUUAACUGUUCAGAUUUUGAACACCUCCAAUGUCUCCCAAGCUGUCACUCUGUUUUAUGUAGUGAAAAAUCAAAGCACAACUCUAAAUGGCACUAUUUCCAGCAACCUUCUUAAUCAGCUGUCAGCUGAGCUGGUGGGUUUCUACCUCACCUACCCACCUCUCACCAUUGCUGAAUCUUUGGAGUAUCCAAACCUUGAUGUCUCGGAAUCAACUAGAGACUACUGGGUGAUAACAGUCAUCCAAGGGGUGGACAUUGCCUUGCUGGGGCUGAACAACCAGAGCUUUGCCAGGCUGAUGGAGCAGCGCUUGGCCCCGCUGUUCAUGAUGUCCCACCAGCAGGGAAGGAGGUUCAGACGUGCCACCACCGUGGGCAGCUACACUGUGCAGAUGGUAAAAAUUCAACGUAUUCCAGGACCCAAGGAGCCAGCUGAACUGACAUAUUACACUUUAUACAACGGGAAGCCUUUGCUGGGCACUGCAGCUGCCAAAAUUUUGAGUACAGUUGACUCGCAGAGGAUGGCCUUGACCCUGGGCUAUGUCAUCCAAGUUCAAGCUGAUCCCGUGGUGAAGAACCCCCCAAACAACCUGUGGAUCAUUGCAGCUGUGCUGGCCCCCAUCGCCGUGGUCACCGUCAUCAUCAUCAUCAUCACCGCGGUGCUGUGCAGGAAGAACAAGAACGACUUCAAACCAGACACCAUGAUGAACCUGCCUCAGAGAGCCAAGCCAGUACAAGGCUUUGACUAUGCCAAGCAACACUUGGGCCAGCAGGGAGCAGAGGAUGAGGUUUUACCUGUGACUCAGGAGACUGUCAUCCUUCCACUCCCAGUCAGAGAUGCUCCUGCCUCCCAGGAGAGGGAAACGACCCAGGAUGGGAGCACCAUCAAAACUGCCCAAUCCAACGAAACCAGGAAAAGCCGCUCCCCGAGCCAGACCGGCUCCAUCCUCAGCAAUGGGUCGGGAAAGCCCAGCUCCGGCCGGAGCUCCCUGCACAAAGUGAUGGCACCGCAGAAAGCGGCCAAAGACGAGGGCAGGAAAAGGAACGUGGCCGUGAGUGAUGAAGAGGAAGGAGGGAUUCUCUUUGAUAACGUCGCCAAGUCUGCUGUGGACCCCUUUGACACCUCCUCGGGCUCGGUGCAGCUCAUUGCCAUCAAACCCGUGGCCCUCCCUGCUGUCCAUGCUGCUUCAGAGAGGAGCCAGGAGUCUGCCAUCAUCAAUGGGGAGGUGAACAAGGCUUUGAAGCAGAAGUCUGAUAUAGAGCACUACCGCAACAAGCUGCGCCUGAAAGCCAAGAGGAAAGGGUACUAUGAUUUCCCACAGGUUGAUAAUAGCAAGGCACUGACAGACAGAAAAAGGAUGUAUGAGAAAAACCAGAAAGAACUUGACCACAUUUUGGAUCCAGAUGCAGAUGUCUCAUCUCCAUUUGCUGAGCCUAAGAACAGGCAGCCACUGAAGAACUCGGUGUACAGAAGCAGGCAGUCCCUGAACAGUCCCAGCCCAGGGGAAACUGAGAUGGAUCUGCUGGUGACUCGAGAAAGGCCGAGGCGUGGCAUCCGGAACAGUGGAUAUGAUACCGAGCCUGAAAUCAUAGAAGAAACCAACGUUGACCGCGUCAACGAGCCGCGCAACUACGGCAGGGCCCGGCAGGCCAAGGGCCACUCGGAGACGUCGACGCUGAGCUCGCAGCCGUCCAUCGACGAGGUGCGGCAGCAGAUGCACAUGCUGCUGGAGGAGGCCUUCAGCCUGGCCUCUGCUGGCCACGGCGGCCAGCCCCGGCACGACGCCUACGGCUCGGCCCCACACCUGCCCUACUCCGAGGUGGUGACCAGCGCCCCCGGCACCAUGACGCGGCCGCGGGCCGGCGUGCAGUGGGUGCCCACCUACAGGCCAGAAAUGUACCAGUACAGCUUGCCGAGGCCCGCUUACAGAUUUUCUCAGCUUCCUGAGAUGGUAAUGGGUUCUCCUCCCCCUCCUGUCCCUCCCAGAACGGGUCCUGUGGCUGUUGCCUCUCUCAGGAGGUCUACAUCAGAUAUUGGCAGCAAAGUGAGAAUACCUGAGUCCAGUGGAGCAGAUCAGGCCCAGCAUCAUGAUCAGACACCUUUUGCACCAGGUUCCAGAGCUCCCAUGUCUGUUGGUCCACUCGAACAAUCGGCUUUUCACUCAGGAAAUACGGUACCAGCAGUGUUUGCCAUUCCAGCAAACCGACCUGGCUUCACAGGCUACUUUAUCCCAACUCCUCCCACUGCCUACAGGAACCAAGCCUGGAUGCCCUAUGCUGGGGAGAAUGAGUUGCCAGGGCAGUGGGCAGACUCUGUGCCCCUUCCUGGCUACAUCGAGGCUUACCCGAGGCCCCGCUACCAGCACAACUCGCCGUCCCGGCUGCCCCGGCAGUACAGCCAGCAGGGCAGCCUGCACCCCAGCCUGGAGCAGGCUCCGCUGGCCUCCGCUGCCGCCUCGCAGCAGAGCCUGGCCGACAACGACCCCUCCGACGCGCCGCUCACCAACAUCUCCACGGCUGCCCUGGUCAAGGCAAUAAGAGAAGAAGUGGCCAAGCUGGCCAAGAAGCAAACAGACAUGUUUGAGUUCCAGGUCUAACAUAUCUUCUGUGCACAGUGUUUGUGUCUUGCGACCUGGGGUAGCCAGGAAAGCAACUCCUUUAGUUUUCGGCUGCAAACUUUCUGUGAUUUGUGCCAAAGCAAUGGCAUUUUAAUCUGUCUGAAAAGUCAACACUAUGGAGUGACUGAAAGCAGAGCAACAGGGCUCUGAAGACAGGAAAUUUCGCUUUCCAGCUAAGGAAAAGCUGCCAGGAAACUGUUUCAUAUUGAUGAGAUCAACCAUAUGCAAUUGUUUGUCACUUUGCUCUCGUAUUAUGACCCAUCAUCACUAAAGAUGCUGCUGAACAUGUCUGUGCCACAAGAAGUUUCAUUUACAGGCCCAGAGGCAGAGCUGCUGAAAAUAACUUCUGCAUGCCAAAACUUUGAUUCGAGAAGAAAACUGCAGAACAGGGUUUGCUGAAGGCCACGGCUGGCGUGGCAGUGGCCGUGUCAGUUGUUUGCUGUGGGACAUUGUAUAAGGGGUGCUGGUUUCAGCAAUGCAGAGUCAUUUCAGCCUUUUCAUCCCAGAGACUGUAUUCAAACCACAAGAAUUCAAUGUGAUUAACUAAUACAAAUAAAAGUCCUGUAAAUAGCUCCGAGUCUCUUCAUCCUACUAACAGUGCAAAGAAGUGAAAGAAAAGAGGACUGUGAAGAAGGUGAAUGACAUUUCCAUCAUUGGUGGCUACCUUGUCCCCCAGUGCCACUGAUGAGUUAUGGAGGAGAUUUUUUUUUUCAGCGUGAGAGAAUACAAUGCAUGAAGAGCCAGCAAAGGAUAUUGGUGCUAAAAGCUUCCCAGAGAAAUGUAAAAAGGUUAUUCCUGUUUGCUCUAUAAUCGGGCUUUUCACUCUGAAUGCAUGUGAAGCUGGUAAACCUGAGACCUUUAAAUCCUUCCAACCUGGAAAAAUGAAUACACCUGCUUGGAUAAGAAAACCUCUGUUCAACACAGUGUUAUUUUUCCUCUUUCUUUAACAAUGCUGUCUACUAAAGUGAUGCCAAAAAGUGCUCCCUGAAUCUGCAGUUGAUUUUGAUUGCGCUGGCACCGUGAAGCGCUGAAUGUAGAGGACCUAAUUACUAUAUUAACAUGUAAAUAAGUUAACAGCUACAUGGAUUAACAAAAAUAUGAAUGUUCUGUGAAAAAGAGAGCAUUGCCAGAAAUGAUGUUGACUUUAUAUUGUGCAAGAUAAAGGUCACUGAUUGUUACACUGCGUUGUGGUAGGAAUCCAAUCCCAAAAGAAAAUCAAAGCACUUGGGAUGGGACAGUAGUUAAUAUUUUGCAGUUGUACAAACUAGUUGGAGGUCAUGAACAGUUGUUUUCAGUUCCUUCAGCAAUUAGGUUCAGGAACUGAAGUUGUUGCAAAAUUUGUUGUGUUGGGCGUGUUUGAUGUCAACUGGAGUUAAAGGUAAUGUCCUUCAUUUCAGUGGGUUAUUUAGUUAUCCUCAAUUGCUAUUCUGUCUGAUCAUUUCAUUUCCCUGAGUUUCUUUGGUCUUAACUGAUGUGAGAAAGGGAACUUGGUUUAGCUUUUUGGCCAUCAGUAAAUUGACAGAAGGAGAGAGAAGACUAGAAUAGGGGAUAGAAGAAGAAAUUGAUGAAGCACAAACUUUUAAAGCAGAGCUAUUUUCCCUCCUAAUAAUUAUAUUAUAAACCCUGAGACUGUGAUGCAUAAUUAUCCUAGAAUAUACAGACAUCCUCUGCUCCAAUACCUUGAAUAUUGCAGAAGCGUUUGGAAUGCUAGCUAAUCUUUCAAUAAAUGUGAAAUUUCAUUUUUAUUAUUUAAAAUCAGAUAUAAAUAAAAUGUAUUUUUGUAAUUUCUAUGUAUAUAUGUGCUGUAUAUUUAUAUAAGUGACUAGUCUGCUAUAGUCAGAAAAUUUCCAUAAACUAAGUGGAAAAAGACAAAAAAAGAAAGAAAGAAUAAACCCCUGAUAAUUUUACUGAUCAGUAUAAAUGUGCUAAGUCUGGAGGUCACAAAUAUACAAUUGGGUGACUUGGAUACUAAACAACCAAAGAAACUCAAUUUUUCAUGUAAGUACAAGUCUAUCGAAGACUGACUGCUGUCUCAGUUACCUGUCAGCCAGGUAAUACUGAUAUUAUCAGUGUAAUACAACACAGCCAAAUUGGGUUAAAUUAAUAGCUGGCUAAGAGCAUCACACUUUAGAAUAACAACUAAAAAAUACUGUGCCAAACUCAGUGUGCCAUAGAAAGACAGGUUCUGGUUGGCUUCAGUGGGAAUUUCACUCACUGGGAGCUGGGCUGAGUUUCUCUAUUGGGCUUUGUCUAUAAAAGCAAAUUUCACUAGACCCCUCAAGCAGAAUUCUGUUUAUUUUUCAGUCACUGUAUUUAUUUGGAUCACUGUAAGGUAGGUGAAGACAUAAUGGAAGAGCAGCUGAUUUUAUUUAGCCUAAGCUGGUUCACAGCUGGCUUGAGCUAACCUGGGAAGUGAAGCCUGCACCAGGUCGUGCCAGCCACAUUCUGCAUCAGCUUUAUUAUCUCCGUUUUUGAAUGAUUCUUCUAUGUAGCCCAGUGAAAUUUUGCAAGUAAAUGGUCCCUUCUGAGCAAUGGGGGUGAAAUGUGCUGUGUAAUAAAUUUCUCUAGCUUAGAGUCCCGUUUUGCAGUUCUCCUGAGGCUGAAAUGAUGCAAGCAGCCACAAUCCCAUGGAUGGGCACACUGAAGCCAUAGAGGUGGGAAGGGUGAUGUCCCAAUGUAUUCCCAAAAAAGUCACAGGAAGCAGGGCAUUCCAGUUUUAAACAGCAUCUUUUGGACACUUAACUCAGUUUUUAAGUCUGUUCCCACUCUUAAAUUAUGGCAAUUUAAUAGCUCUAGUGAAAAUGUCUGAGGGUGAAGUCUCAUAUAUCUUACACAAUGAAUCUUGUGUCUUGCCAUACUGGAAACUAAAAAAUUUGGAAAAUACAGAAAUGUCCAGGGUUUGGAUGUCUGUAGAAAAUGGAAAACCCCCAACCGAAAGCAUUUAAAUAGCCUUCUAGAAAGAAAAACCAUUUCAGUAUAGUUAAACAAAGUACUCUUCAUACUUCUGAUGAAGACCAGUUAGAGAUUCAAAAUUAAUUUUGUUUGGUAUUAUUAUGGAUGAUGUGCAGUCUACUGAAUAUUUCCUGAACCAUCACUCUGAAACCAUUGUGGUGCACUUUAUUCAGAAAACCAUCUUACAUUCUUCAUUCAUAAUGCCUUUUUAUCCUGUUUGUAAUAUGUUUCUGUAAUUUUUUUUUAAAGUAUCAAGUAAGAUUAUAUCAAGACAGUUAGGACAUUGCUGGGAAAGAAAAAUCAUGCUGUAAUAUUUAUACUGUCUGAGCACAAAGCAAUGAUAAAGUGAAAAUAUAGUGUACAAAUAAUUUGUAAUAUAAUAAACAUUUUGUAUGGCUACAAGUACAAUAUAGUUUUUCAAUACUGAUUUCAAAGGAGAAAGUAUUUGUGUUUAAAGUUAUACCCUUGUCCAGAUAUAUCCAUAACAUUUUUACUGAGAAAAAAGUAGUAAUUUAGCUUUUUCUACUCAAUGCCCCAGUUUUCUUUAAAGAUAUGUUAAAUGUUUAGGUGUAAGUACUGUUUACUGUGUACGUGAAAUGUUGAUGUUCUGACCACUGUCUGUCUUCAGAUUUGUAGAUCAUCAGUAGGAAGAGUUGCAGAUGAAACAACAAAAAAUUCCUUCUUGGUAUGUGUGUCCUGACCACUUUCACUUGGAAAAACACUUGUGACAUUUAUUAGCAUCAGUAGAACAGUAACUUUAAAAGGAUAAAAGGGAACUUGUUGGCAGUCAUUUCUUGACUUGUUGGCAGUCAUUUCUCGACACAUUAUCUGUGUUGGAGAGAAGCUCUAGCACUCAGUCUGGAAAUAUGAGUAAUAUUUGUAUGUCAUAAUACUAUGAGUAGAACUUGAUAGAAGUGCAUGCAAACCCUAUAUAUAGAAAUGAGGAUAUUAUCUUCAACAGUGUUAAUUUCUUUUUCAGACUCUCUUUGAAAGAUAAGGCACGUAAGAAGUGUAAGACAAAAAUGAGAGGAAGCUAGAAAAUGCAACAUUGGGUUGAGUGGCAGAAUUAUUGUGUUUAAGGGCUGAUAUGUCACAGUUUCCAUUACAUUUCAAGAUGUCUGACUGUUAAAGAAUUAAUCACAUUUUAAUGUAUGGGUUUUUUAGCUCUGCAUUGCUCCUAUAAGAGCUGACUGCCAGCUUCUAGAAGUCUGAGGGAGCUUGAAAGCAGCAAGUUUUCUGAGCUCACUGCAUUUUGCUGCCCCUGAUCAUCCUGUGCACAUCCCAUCAGCUCCAAACUCUGUGUCCAACCAGUUAUUGUCCUGCUCUUGCAUUUCUCAUACAUUAACAAAUCCCAGUGGCUUCCCAGUCCCCACUGACAUGAAAUGGCAGAGGGAGAGGGACCUUGCAUGUCACUCAUACCUACUAGAAAAUGCAGCUUUCCCUUCAUGGGUUAAUUUUUAACUCCAGGAGUGAGCAAUAGAUUUCAUUUUUGUUUAUAAAAAUAAUUCAAAGUUUGUUGGGUUUUUUUUCUAAUUUUUUUUAAGGAGAAGAAUACUCUUUGAGAAUGCUUUUUUUGAACUUUUGCCUUUCUCUCAGAAAUAAAUAAUGCAAAACUCGUGGAAGUGAGAUUUAUAUAUAGGUCAGUAAAGAAAUUGCAUACUGACUUGCUCUUUAAAAAUCUUUCAAGAUGGCCAAGUCAUGAAGGCAAAGCUGGUCAAUACUGCAGAAUCUCUCCUGCAUUACACAAUGUGGUUUAGGUAGGUCCUAAUUUUAAAAAUAGUUUAAAUGCCCUCAAAUAAUAUAAUAUCUCAUGCUUUUCAAAUCACCUUAAGACAAUAUUCUUAUGAAUAUUGUAUCAUAUUCAUAUGUAUUUAUAUAUGUGUGUGUCAAAACAAAAAUAAUUUCAGAACUGGUUCUAUUUGUCCAUCAAUUUGUCCCCAUCCAUUUCAGGUUCCUGAAGGGGUACAGAGGCAGUAAUGAAGAGAUAAAUCUCACCAUUGUUCUGAUAUGAAGCUCAUGAAAGAUGAGAAAUGAGCCUUAAAUAGUUAGGAGUUAGGUGGUGAAAUGUACAGUAAAUGUCUUGAAGAUAAUUACAAGUAUCACGAAGAGGUGUUUCAGGAAUUUGAUUUUUUUCUUUCUUUUUUUUUUUUUUUAUUUGUUAAAAAUAAUGAUUGUUUUAAGAAGUCUGACUUCAUGAAUUUUCUACACUCAAUUCUUACCCAAGGAGUAAGUUGUUACUAUAUUGCAUUCUAUUAAUAAUUUUGUAACUUUAGAAACACACAUUUACCCACUGGGCAAUAAUGGGUGCAAAGGACAGUAAAUCACAAAGAAAGGCCAUUCCACUGAGUACAAUAUUUAGAGAGCAGGUGCAUUUCUCUUCCAGAGUAUUCCCUCUUCACUGGAGCCCAGAGCAUUUCUGUGCUGUGUAAACCAGCCCAAACAACAUAAUAAACUGUGGUAUCAAUUAAGGCCUUGUGUAUCUGGCAAGGAGAUCUGGCUGUAAGUAAAAUUGAAGUUUAUUCUUUAUCCCUGUCUUUAUCUCAUACUCUCCAUGCUGCAAUGAGGAAAAAACCUGAAUACUUUAUUUUACACUGAACAAAUUUUAGUAUUUCCUUGUAUGACAAAGAGACUGGGAAGGCUUUUCCAUUUCAUCUUGCUGUUGACUUCUGCAAGCUGUAUUCAACAUCAUGCCUGAUAGAAAAAAAAAAAAAAAAGAAAAGAGAGUGAAGCCAAGGAUUUUGGAAAAUAUGAUAGAACCCAUCUUGCUGAGGCUUAAAUUUUGUCACAGGAUUUAGCAAAGCCAACAGAAACAGCUCAGGCCUAACAAAAGGAUCAGUUCUGGGCAGCUCUUUGGGUCUCAUCAGAAAGCAUGUUUAUCCAGCACAGAUAUUCCUAUGCUUUUUGACUUUUUAUUUUCAUUUAAUGUCUUCCCUGCCAUUGCUGUGCAUUCUGAAUUUGAGUUCUACAUCGUGCACACAAAGAAGUGCACUCUUUACCUCGCUGAUACCUGGUGUGGCAGCAGCAGCAACCAACACAGGACAGAAAAUUUAAACAGCCAUGGCACUGCAUGGCUUCAGCCCAUGUGCUUUGUGUGUUCUCCUAUUAGUGUUGAGGCAAACCACAGCUGUAGGUAACAUUUUCUGCUGUUUUACUGGCAAAACGCUUUCUCCCUUCAAGGAGAACAGGGCUGAGGCAGUAACCCCCCAAUAAAUUUGCCAUCACAAGUGUCUUAAAACUGUGCCAGGAGAGGAAGGCUGCUGUCUGGUUAUGGGUGGCUGGAAAUUGGGAGAUGGAAGGUUCGUUUGCUUUGCUUCAGGAUUUUGGAUUGGUCCAAAAUGUGACUGUGCCUCAGUGUCCCAUCUGUAGGGCAGGGUGAAAGGACUGCCUCUCCUCACUGCUCUGCUGAAACUCAAACCCUGGACUGCAGUGGACACUUUAGUAAGAAGCACCAUUUAUUACUUCAUGGAGCUUUGGGAAUUGUUCAGGACUAUAAAGUACCUAUUCCUAUGGUAGCAUUUCAAUAGAUGUGAAUUUACAAGGGAAAAAAAACACCUCUUGAAAAUAUUUCAGUAUGUUCUAGGAAGCCUUUCCAAUAACAACCUCUACACUUUUUUACAGAGAUUUACAGAAUUUAUAUCAAUAAACUGUCUCACUUUCCAGGCAACAGAUCUCACUCUCCAAGGAAAUGAACUUUUCUUACGUGUUUGAAUUAUGGAAAGGACUAGCUCUGCAUGAUUACAAAUAUCCAUGUUAUCUUUGGUGUUCACAGCUUGAUUCACCUGAAUUGUAAUGGCUGUGUCUGUGAAACUUCCUCAAAAUUUAUGAGUGUUUCAGCUGUAAGUGGGAAAAUUAAUUUUCUGAAGCUGCAAAAUUGAGAGCAAAUCUAAAGCUGAGUCUAGGGAUUAAAUUGAGAGCAUAAGAGAAUAAAGAAUUAAAAUUUUAUACUAUGCAAUCUGAAGGAAAAUCUCCAAGACCUGUUAUUUAAAACUACAUGGUGAUGGUAGAAUUUUACAUAUGACUGAAAAGGGGGAAUUAAAAUGUUCUGGGUCAUUACAAAAUUCCCAUGUUUUCACUGAGCCAUAGAGUGAUUCUAGAAUAAAGCUUACGAGUACAUAGAAUAGUUCCUUUCAUGUUAGUGGCUAUAGCUUAGAAGUUGUACACGUGUUUUCCUUGGCAACUUUGCACAUGAAAUAAAAUAUGUCUUAAAAUCUG